Misgurnus anguillicaudatus (oriental weatherfish) is the source of this 3809-nucleotide messenger RNA. The record is from RefSeq and is a predicted model, not a curated record. Lineage: Eukaryota; Metazoa; Chordata; Actinopteri; Cypriniformes; Cobitidae.
UUUAGAGUGGAGCUCCACUCGCCCAUGGUCUGCAGCCAGCCCCUCUUGGAUGUGUUUGUGUAUCCUCAGUGUUUUUCUCAUAGACUGUAAAAAGUUGAGUGUUUUGUUGAGUGUAAACAGAGUUUUGUCUCUGUGUAUUUUAGUGUUAAUGAUGACAGAUGAGAUGUGCUGUAAAUCAGUAGGAACUGAUCUGGAGGCAAAGCUGAGGUCAAGAGAAGAUGAAGGAGUGAAGAGAGAGGAUGUGGAUUGUUGUGAAUCUUCAGUGUAUGUGACUGAUGGAUGUCUGGAUUCAGUGUGGAUGAGCAGAGAUCAGAGCCGCACACCACAGCCACUGCUGGACUCUAAACUCUCUGAAGAGAAAUCCAGACACACACAGGACUCAAAGCUCAGUCUCACUUUACUCUCUUAUACUGAGUCAAAGCCCACAGACGCUCAGGACACUGUGUGUGACAGUAAUCAGGGCUUACAGGAUGAGGAAUCUACUGAUCAAACCUCCACAGAGUCUCUGGAUUCUGUCUGUAACGCUGGAGAACAGCAGCAGAUCCUGCAGACCACACUGAAGAUGUGUUCAGUCAAACUGAUCGACUGCACGAACCUGAUGAUGAAGACGAGAAGAAAACCCACAGAAGAGGAAGAUCACAUUGAUAAAGACAAUCAUGCAGAUGAUUUAAUUUCAUCAGAUGUGAAGAGUGAAUCAUGUUGUGAUGGAGAAACGUCCUCAACAUCAGAAGAGCGACUGACAGCACAAACUCUUUCCUGCAUCACCUGUGGAAAGACAUUCAGCUCACAGAGACAUUUAAAGAGACAUGAGAGAAAACACACAGAACAGAAACUCAGCUUUACUACCUUACAAGAGAAGAAACUUCAUCAUUCAAAAGAACACGGAGAGAAGAAGAAGUUUCACUGUGAUCGGUGUGGGAAGGAUUUUGACUUUUUAUCUCAUCUGAAAGUUCACAUGAGGACACAUAGUGGUGAAAAGUCUUUCUACUGCACUGAAUGUGGCUAUUACUUCAGCACCAAACAAAGUCUUGAUGCUCAUCAGAGAAUUCACACAGGAGAAAAACCAUACGAGUGUCCUCACUGUGAGAUGAGAUUCAGAGAAAAAAGCUGUCUGAAGAAACAUGUGUUUAUACACACCAAUGAGAGACCGUAUCAGUGCAGUGAAUGUGACAAAGCCUUUAGGGAUUCAGGUGCAUUAAAAUCACACAAAAAUAUUCACUCUAAAGAGAAACUUUAUCAAUGUUCACACUGUGAUAAAGGUUUCUGUCAUAAAUCUAAGCUUAUAUGCCAUGAGAAAAUUCACACUGGAGAGAAACCUUAUCACUGUAUUAUCUGCGGGAAGAGUUUUAUUCUACGUUACAGAUUAGUAAAUCACCAGAGAAUUCAUACAGGUGAAAAACCUUACAAAUGCUCUCAUUGUGACAAGACGUUUGCUCAUUCAGGUGCCUUAAAAGCCCAUGAGAGAAUUCACACUGGAGAGACACCUCAUCACUGUAGUGUUUGUGGGAGGAGUUUUGGGCGGCGUGAACAUUUAGUAAGGCAUCAGAGAACUCAUACAGGCGAAAAACCUUACAAAUGCUCUCAUUGUGAGAAGACAUUUGCUGACUCAGGAACCUUAAAGGCCCAUGAGAGCAUUCACACUGGAGAGAAACCUUAUUACUGUAGUCUCUGUGGGAAGAGUUUUUGGCAGCGUAAAAUUUUAAUGAUACACCAGAGAAUUCAUACAGGUGAGAAACCUUACAAAUGCUCUCAUUGUGAGAAGACAUUUGCUGACUCAGGAACCUUAAAGGCCCAUGAGAGAAUUCACACUGGAGAGAAACCUUAUUACUGUAGUCUCUGUGGGAGGAGUUUUUGGCAGCGUAAAAUUUUAAUGAUACACCAGAGAAUUCAUACAGGCGAAAAACCUUACAAAUGCUCUCUUUGUGAGAAGACGUUUACUGAGUUAAGUGCCUUAAAAAUCCAUGAGAGAAUUCACACCGGAGAGAAACCUUACAUCUGCUCACACUGUGGAAGGAGUUUCACUACUCCUAGUACUUUAAAAGUUCAUCAGAGAAUUCACACUGGAGAGAAACCUCAUCACUGUAGUGUCUGUGGGAAGAGUUUUAGGCGACGUGAUCAUUUAGUGAAUCACCAGAGAAUUCAUACAGGUGAAAAACCUUACAAAUGCUCUCAGUGUGAGAAGACGUUUACUGAGUCAGGUUCCUUAAAAGCCCAUCAGAGAAUUCACACUGGAGAGAAACCUUAUGUCUGCUCAAUCUGUGAAAAGAGAUUCACUAAUUCAUCUAAUUUCAGAGUUCAUCAGAGAGUUCACACUGGAGAGAAACCUUAUCACUGUAGUGUUUGUGGGAAGAGUUUUGGGCAGCGUGAACAAUUAGUAUUACACCAGAGAACUCAUACAGGUGAAAAACCUUACAAAUGCUCUCAUUGUGAGAAGACGUUUACUCAGUCAGGUGACUUAAAAAUCCAUGAGAGAGUUCACACUGGAGAAAAACCUUAUCACUGUAGUCUCUGUGGGAAGAGUUUUGGGCGGCGUGAUCAAUUAAUUAAACACCAGAGAAUUCAUACAGGUGAAAAACCUUACAAAUGCUCUCAUUGUGAGAAGACGUUUACUCAAUCAGAUCACUUAAAAAUCCAUGAGAGAGUUCACACUGGAGAGAAACCUCAUCACUGUAGUCUCUGUGGGAAGAGUUUUGGGCAGCGUACACAUUUAGUGAAUCACCAGAGAAUUCAUACAGGUGAAAAACCUUACAAAUGCUCUCAUUGUGAGAAGACGUUUACUGAGUCAGGUGCCUUAAAAAUCCAUGAGAGAAUUCACACUGGAGAGAAACCUUACGUCUGCUCACACUGUGGAAGGAGUUUCACUAGACCUGGUACUUUUAAAGUUCAUCUGGGAAUUCACACUGGAGAAAAACCUCAUCACUGUAGUGUCUGUGGGAAGAGUUUUAGGCAGCGUGAUCAAUUAAUGAAACACCAGAGAAUUCAUACAGGCGAAAAACCUUACCAAUGCUCUCAGUGUGAGAAGAUGUUUACUGAGUCAGGUGCCUUAAAAGCCCAUGAAAGAGUUCACACUGGAGAGAAACCUCAUCACUGUAGUCUCUGUGGGAGGAGUUUUGGGACGCGUGCACAUUUAGUAAGGCAUCAGAGAAUUCAUACAAGUGAAAAGCCUUACAAAUGCUUUCAGUGUGAAAAGACCUUUAAUCGGUCAAGUAAAUUAAAAAUUCAUGAGAGAAUUCACACUGGAGAGAAACCUCAUCACUGUAGUGUCUGUGGGAAGAGUUUUAUGCGACGUGAUCAUUUAGUGAAUCACCAGAGAACUCAUACAGGUGAAAAACCUUACAAAUGCUCUCAGUGUGAGAAGACGUUUACUGAGUCAGGUUCCUUAAAAAUUCAUGAGAGACUUCAUACAGGAGAGAAACCUUACGUCUGCUAGAUCUGUGGAGAGAGAUUCCCUCAUUCUGGAAGUCUUCAGUAUCAUCAGAAGAAACACACUGAAGAACAAACUACACUUAAAGGAAUAGUCUACCCUUUUUCCAUAUUAAACUAUGUUAUUACCUCAACUUAGACAAAUUAAUACAUAUCUAUCUUUUUUCAAUGCAUGCACUGUACAGCGCGUCGUGAAUGUGUUAGCAUUUAGCCUAGCCCCAUUCAUUCCUAUGGUACCAAACAGGGAAGCCACCAAACACUUCCGUGUUUUCCCUAUUUAAAGACUGUUACAUGAGGAGUUAUACUAGUAAGUAUGGUGCCACAAAAUACAACUUUGUUUUGGUACCAUAGGAAUGAAUGGGGCUAGGCUAAAUGCUAACACAUUC